Penicillium hordei is the source of this 192-nucleotide messenger RNA. RefSeq lists its product as uncharacterized. The record is from RefSeq and is a predicted model, not a curated record. The coding region runs from base 1 to 192 and encodes 63 amino acids. Lineage: Eukaryota; Fungi; Ascomycota; Eurotiomycetes; Eurotiales; Aspergillaceae. The transcript has a single exon.
AUGGCUCAGCCUCACGAUCUCAUCCCAAUGCAAGAUGAUAUCAAACCCAAUAUUCUCUGCAGCGAGCCCACCGAAAAUACUACCUUUUCACACCUCACCCCCGAACACUACAUCAGAGCCAGCAAAAACGGUCCACUCGCCUCAAUGCCUACCGGAUGGUCUCGUUUCCAGUCGCGGUCUCCAGUAAGAUAA